Molecule: messenger RNA, 685 nt
Organism: Chara braunii
Lineage: Eukaryota; Viridiplantae; Streptophyta; Charophyceae; Charales; Characeae
Source: the annotation of a GenBank genome assembly
ACGAUCAUGAUGAUUCGUACUCAAGACUGCGACCCGUUGGAUGGAAUUUGGCGGCAAUUGCUGGCAGAUACAUCCCCGAAAAACGCCGUAGAUGGCGGUAGUAUUAUUACUUAGUGGCGACGAUGAAAGUAAUGACAACGUGGCCAAAUACGAGGAGAAGGAAGGAGGAAGAAAGAGCAGCAAAGAGGAGAAAGGGAGGAAGGAGGAGGAAACAGGAGGAAGUGAGGAGGGAGGCAGGAAGGAGGAGAAGGAGGGAGUAGGAGAAAGGAGGGAGGAAGAAGGAGGACGGAGGGAGGAGGAGGAGAAGGAGGAGGAGGAGGGAGUCAGGAGGGAGUCAGGAGGGAGGAGGGAGGAGGAGGGAGGAGGGAGGAGGGAGGAGGAGGAGGAAGGAAAGAAGGAGGAAGGACGAGGCGGAGGCGGAGGAGGGGAAGAGAGGACAGAGGAGAGAGGAGGGAGAGGAGGGAGGAGGGAGAAGGGGAAGGGGAGGGGGGAGGAUGGAGUCAAGAGGGAGGAGAGAGGAGGGAGGAAGGACGCAAGAGGGAGGAUUAUAUCGGUGAUGUCAACGACAAUGAUCGACGCGGACCUCUGCAGUGAGGACAAUGACUGAUGAUGAUCUGCGAACUGCCGACAGCGGCGUACUGACACUUCAUCUUUUCUCGACCGAUCUAUGGACGUAUUCACGGGC